AAUGAAAAAUGAAAUAUAACAAUCAAAGAAUUAGAGUUUUAUGUAGAAUAAGGAAAGAAAUAAAGUGAAAAUGAUAAUAUAAUAAGGAUUUCUAGUAGUUAGAUAUUAGUUUAUUGAAUUAUUAAUAAGAAUAGCAAAUCUGAAAUAUAAAAGAAUGGGAAUGCUUAAAAUGUUAAUGAAGCUAUAGUAUUCUUAUGGGAUAUCAUUUAUGUGAAGAAUUCAAUAUUCAUGAUAGUUAAAAAUUCG
Molecule: messenger RNA, 246 nt
Organism: Paramecium sonneborni
Lineage: Eukaryota; Ciliophora; Oligohymenophorea; Peniculida; Parameciidae
Source: the annotation of a GenBank genome assembly